Seminavis robusta is the source of this 516-nucleotide messenger RNA. NCBI's taxonomy places the organism in Eukaryota, Bacillariophyta, Bacillariophyceae, Naviculales, Naviculaceae. The record is from the annotation of a GenBank genome assembly.
AUGUACGAUCAUGAUGCCGGUACGACUGUACCCACUGGGAAGGGCGAUCGCUUGGAGGGUGGUGGUGAAGGGAGUCCCUCUGGUGCAGACGGUGCUGAUAUCCAACGCAUUGAGCAGCAGCAGGCCAACAAACGAGAACUGACCAAAAACGCGAAUGCUCGGUUCGGCACUGACGAGGAACGAUUGGCGGAAAGAAAGGAAGGGAAAACCCGUGCAGGCCAAGCGGAGAUUUUGGCCCACUACAGCUGCAUCGCUGCCUACGAAGCUGAAGCCAAAGAAAAACUACAGCAAAUGCUGGAUCACGAAGCGCAUCUGGAAGCUGAUGAGCGCGAUAGGGAGAUAGCCGCGGUGGAUAUGGAGUUAGCCGCCCUCGAGAGCGCACAAGCCGAAGAAAUGAAUCAAGCCGAAGAAGAGCAAAAGCAACUCCGCGAUCGCCAUGCGCAUUUGCUAGCCGAGCUCGAUAGGCUCGACGAGAGCGCUUCUGACCAAGAAGAGAAUCUCCCUCCUCCUCAGUAG